This is a messenger RNA of Sinocyclocheilus anshuiensis, 3067 nucleotides long. It is a transcript of the gene rap1gapa, whose product is annotated as RAP1 GTPase activating protein a. The record is from RefSeq and is a predicted model, not a curated record. Gene Ontology annotation, molecular function: GTPase activator activity. Bases 29 to 2317 code for a protein of 762 amino acids. Gene Ontology annotation, cellular component: cytoplasm. The transcript has 26 exons. Gene Ontology annotation, biological process: regulation of small GTPase mediated signal transduction. NCBI's taxonomy places the organism in Eukaryota, Metazoa, Chordata, Actinopteri, Cypriniformes, Cyprinidae.
AGAUCUCAAUUAGUCUGACAGAUCCACAAUGCCUUGCUCUCCCUUCCGAAUCAGGAGGCCGAAGAAGUUCUGGAAACAGGAUGGAGGAGAGCCCUGCAUUUCUAACACACUAGAUCCUUCACUGUUCCAGCCCUCACUGCCUCACUCAACGUUCCUCAAGACAACUGAUUUAUUUGAAAUGAUUGAGAAAAUGCAGAGCAACAGAAUGGACGAGCAACGAUGCACUCUUCCUCCUCCUCUCAAAACCGAGGAAGACUACAUCCCUUACCCCAGCGUCCAUGAGGUUCUUGGCAGAAAGAGUCCAUUUCCCUUAAUUCUGCUGCCCCAGUUUGGAGGUUAUUGGAUUGAAGGGACCAGUCAUGAGCUGAGCAAUGGAACCGAUCUGGACCAGCUUCUGUCUCCCAAUUCACGCUUCAAACUGGAGUGUAACACCACCGCUAAGAUCUACAGGAAGCAUUUUCUGGGCAAAGAACACUUUAAUUACUAUACAGUGGACAGUGCCCUGGGCCACCUGGUGUUCUCCAUGAAAUAUGAUGUUAUUGGGGACCAAGAGCAUCUCCGCCUCAUGCUCAGAACUAAAAUGAAAACAUAUCACGACGUGAUUCCAAUAUCUUGUCUGACCGAAUUCCCCAACAUUGUCCAGAUGGCCAAGCUCGUCUGUGAAGAGGUGAACGUGGACCGAUUUUUCCCUGUGCUUUACCCAAAGGCCUCCAGGCUCAUCGUCACUUUUGACGAACAUGUCAUAAGCAACAACUUCAAGUUUGGAGUCAUUUAUCAGAAGUUUGGACAGACCUCAGAGGAGGAGUUGUUUGGGAAUAACGAGGGAUGGUUUCGUGGAGGAUUGGACGUGACACAUGGACAGACAGGCUCUGAAUCUGUGUACCACAAUUUCCACAACAAGGAGAUCAUGUUCCACGUGUCAACUAAGCUGCCUUACACAGAGGGCGAUACACAGCAGCUACAAAGGAAGAGGCAUAUAGGAAAUGACAUCGUGGCCAUCCUGUUUCAAGAGGAGAAUACUCCAUUUGUGCCAGACAUGAUUGCCUCCAACUUCCUGCAUGCCUAUGUAGUGGUGCAAGUUGAAAAUGCCUGUUCUGACAACGUACUGUACAAGGUUUCAGUAACAGCGAGAGAUGACGUCCCCUUCUUCGGACCACCCCUCCCUAACCCAGCCAUUUUUAAGAAAGGCCCAGAGUUUCAUGAAUUCUUGCUUACCAAGCUGAUCAAUGCUGAAUACGCUUGUUACAAAGCUGAAAAAUUUGCCAGAUUAGAGGAGCGUACCCGGUCUGCCCUGCUGGAGACGCUGUACGAGGAGCUGCACAUCAAUAGUCAGGCUAUGAUGGGGCUGGGAGGAGAGGAGGACAAACUGGAGAAUGGAGGAGGAGGGGGAGGGGGCUUCUUUGAGUCUUUCAAGCGGGUGAUCCGCAGCAGGAGCCAGUCUCUGGACACCAUGGGCCUCAAUAUCAGGAAGUACACAGUCUCCAAUAGUCACAGCGGCAGUUUCACCCACAACAACAACAACAACCACCACUCACCAGAGUCCCCCAAACCCCCUGGGAUAUCAUUGCUUGUCCCAGGCAAAAGCCCAAGUAAAUAUGGACGUCGUGGCAGUGCCAUAGGAAUAGGAACCAUAGAAGAGUCUUUGAUCAUUCCUGGAAAAAGCCCAACUAGGAAAAAGUCAGGACCCUUUAGCUCUCGACGUAGCAGUGCUAUCGGCAUUGAGAACAUCCAGGAGGUCCAGGAGAAGAGAAUUGCUGCUCUGUUGUCAGAGGACAGGACAGUGCUCUGUCUUUCUCUACCCAGCGUCACUCUCAAGAAUGGGAGGCUCGUCGUGGAUCCUUCCAACAGUAGAGAGUGCUCUCCCAGUACACAGAAGACUCCUGACAGUGGCCACGCCUCACAGGACCCCAAGUCUGAAAACUCCUCCAAUCAGAGCUCUCCUGAGGUCCUCAUCACUAAGAACAGCUCAAACAUGUACUGCCGGGCUCCCUCCAUUCCUGAGGCUCAUGAUCUGUCCCGCUCCUCAUCUAACGCCAGCAGCUUUGCUAGUGUGGUAGAGGAAAAUGAAACAGAGGCCACAGAGGACUACGACACUGGCAUGGAGAGUCUGUGGUCAGCAGAUACUCCUCAUAAACGAGACUCGUUCACGUACAGCACAUGGCUGGAGGACAACAUGAGCACUACCGGUACAACCAGCAGGGGGAGCUCUCCUGCUCCUGGCAAAACGGAUGGUGGAAAGAACCAGGAGCAGAACCGUACAGACAUCCGCUUUAAACUUGAGCGACCAAAUGACCACAAGUCCACAUCGAACUGCUAGCCCCUCCUGCUUGACUGCCUCAUGGACAUCCAUCAGCAGUAUUUCCACUAGAAACACCUUAGAGAGAAAAGGAGAUCUUGAUGAAGAAGAGGACGACGACAACGGUUGGCUGACAACAUGUACAUGGCCCAGAACCACAAUCGUGACCAUAUCUCCAUCAGGACACUGUCUACCCUCGCAGACUUGACCAGAAACAGGAAGGAGUUGGUUACAGGCAGCCAGAGACUGUGCAUUGGCCCUCCUUCCAACUUGUCCUUCACCCUCCUUGUGAGUACAUCAGUAAAUGAAUGAGAACCUCCUCUGUAGCAGCAUCUACUGAUAGGCCACUGUGCUGAUGAGUGGCUAAACUAGCAGGUUAUUUGAGGUCCUAACACUGUGCUGAAAUUCAAUUCUGCGAAGUUUAUCUCCUAAAGAACAUUUCAUCUGCUUGCACGACAAAUGCUUUUUCAGCUGUCCCAAAUGGUGGACUCUGCUACAGGGAUAAGAGUAUGUUUCUGAAACCUAAAAUGACAAAUGGGACGCGAUACGGUUUUGAUGACUUCACUGUAAGUACAGUACACAUCAAAUGUGCUAUUUGGCAUAGGGCUGUAGAGACCAAACCAUUUAUCAUAUUCUGAUAUUGAUGUUCUGUCGUUCAGAUUUCAGUUGUGAAAACCUUUAAUCUGAUAUUCAUUGCAGCAUUGCAAUACAUCCUUUGGCAUUAUUUAAGAGUAACAGCACUCAAAAAGUUUUCCUGCAAAGAAAAAACAA